GCCUCAGUCUACUAUUGUUAUUCAGGUAGAAAAUCUAAAGUUUAUUGGAUAAUAUUGAAUAACUGUGGUAAUAUUGAAUUUUCUGACUACUGUUGUUUUCUUAUGUAGACUCUACGAACAGUUUGGCGUUUAAUUUUUCAAGUGGUUUCAGUUCAAGUAUGUAAUUUGAAAAAAGCGUCAAUGUUUGUUUGUCAUUUUGUAAAUUAUCUUUAAACAUUAUUUAUUUGUUCAGUUUGUGUUUCAUUGUACUAAAACUGUGGGUCAUUUGAAUGCAGUAAUGGCAGCAAAGAGUGGAAAAACAAAAAUGAGGAGAGUUUUAUGAGAUGAUGAUGCAGAACGUCAGUAUGCUCGGGAACAGACAGAGAAAAUACCUAAUGAUCAAGCUUUCACUGCUGUUUCUCAUAUGGACACUGAUUGUGAAAUUAUAUCUAUAAAGCGAAGACAGGAUUGUCAAAGAAGAUCGAAAAGAUUGAAAGGGGCUUCUCAGCCUGUGAUCAUAGAACAAAACCAGAGUUUGCAGAGCAAUGAUGAGAACGUCAAUACAUUUGACUAUGAUCAAGGAGAUCCUAGCAUGAUUGUAAAUGAGACUCUAUUUACUCAUCGAAGCUCAAGUGAAUGUUCACAUUCAAUUGGUCAAGCAUCGUAUCAAAUAACUAAACAAGGAUUGAUUGUCAAAUAUGAAGAUUCAGAAGAUAAUACUUACAAAUGUGAUUGUUGCGGUGCAUAUUUCUAGAUUGGAGAAGCGAUAAAACAAUCGUCUGCAAAUGCACAAUUGAUAUAUACAAAUUGUUGUAAAAAAGGACAAGUAAAGCUUCCGCAACCUAGACCAACUCCUAAUUUUUUGAAAACAUUAUUAGAAAGCAAAGUUUUUAAAGAAAAUAUCAGAGUUUAUAAUUCAAUGUUUUCUUUUACGUCAAUGGGAGCAACAAUUGAUCGAAAAAUAAAUGUUGGAUCAGGUCCUUACAUAUUCAAAAUUAGUGGUCAAGUACAUCAUUUAAUGGGUUCCAUAUUACCUUCUGAAGGUGAAUCUCCUAAAUAUGCUCAAUUAUAUACAUACGAUACAAAAAAUGAGAUUUCAAAUCGUAUUAAUGCUAUUGAUCCUACUCAUAUUAAUCAAAAUAUUAAGCUAGAAAUUGUUGAAGGACUUAUUAAAAUGUUUGAUGAAAUUAAUGAAUUAGUAAAAGAAUUUCGCACAAUGAGAGAUAAAUUUGAAAAUCAAUCGAUCUUUGCCUUCGUUUAGUAUGGAUAUACUUAAUUGUCAAUCUACUGAUGGUAAACAAUAUGAGAAACCAAUUAGCGAAGAUAUUGGUGGUUUAAUUGUUGGUGACAUUGGGGAACACAACUCAAACAAAGAUAUAAUCAUUGAAUCAAAUGAUGGAUCUUUACGACGAGUUUCUAAAAUACAUCCAAAAUAUAUGUCACUACAGUAUCCAAUUCUUUUUCCAUAUGGUGAAGACGGAUAUACACCAAAUUUACGGAUGGAACAAAUUGGAACAAAUCAUAAACAAAAAAGAGAAAAGAUGUCAAUGCGAAGUUAUAUUGCUUAUCAAAUUCAAGAUAGAAAUUAUGAAGCAAAUACUUUAUUGCAGAGUGGACGAUUAUUUCAACAAUAUUUAGUAGAUUCUUACGCAACUGUUGAGGAAGAUCGUUUAGAUUGGAUUAGAAGAAAUCAAAAAAAUAUUAGAAGUGAAAUUUGCAAAGACAUUUGUACUGCAGUUUUAGCUUGAAUUAAUAAAGGUCAUGAGUUAGGACAAAAAAUUAUUUUGCCAAGC
Molecule: messenger RNA, 1772 nt
Organism: Rosa chinensis
Lineage: Eukaryota; Viridiplantae; Streptophyta; Magnoliopsida; Rosales; Rosaceae
Exons: 5
Coding region: 404-733 (109 amino acids)
Source: RefSeq, a predicted model, not a curated record